AUGGCGAGAACCGACGGGAGAGAGGAGGUUCAACUUUCAGCCAGUGCCUUGGCCAGCCUUAGGCUUCUGGUAGCCGGAUUAAUUCGUGACUUUUCCUCUGCCAUGGACCAUGAAGAAAACAAUCCAUUACAUCCAGGCUCGGCACCAUCUGAAGAGUCAUCCUCUAUUAUUUCACAUACCCAUUUAGUAAAUUCCUCUCAUAAUACACAUCCACGACCAAUUAAGAUGGAAUCUACCCGUGAACGAUCUUCAAUCGGCCGUAAAACCAUCAAUACAGCCAAACCAGCUACAAUCACCAAUGAUAGACUAUCAUCCGAACAGUUAAUUUCUCUUAGUCGUCGAAUUGAUCCAUCUGAGCUUCUACCACCAAACUGUCCACCAACAAAGCCGGAUCUUCCGCCAUUCCUCUACCAAACAUGUAGUGACCUUUGGUCCAGACAACCUCUCCCUACCCAUCCCAAUAUUCAUCUCCUUGCUGAUCUCUUCAAAAUACGCUUCACUCAAGCAAAAUGCCGACUUUCUAAUCUCCUCAAAGACAUACCAGACCACCCUCUUUCUCACUCCCUACAAACACCCUCCAUGCACUGCAUUCAACCCCUUUUUAAACACCACAUGCCAGGUACACUCAAACGUACGGUCGGAAAUGGCAAGAAUCUUUUUCACUUGGGAGGCCGGAAAAAUAUAUUGCCCUCUCCUUCACUACCUACUAUUCGACGUCGCAAUACCAAAGGACAUAAAAAGAAAGCACCUGUCUUGCAGGCCAAGACAAAAAGAACUCCAGGAACUAGACGACAACCUCAAGCACAGCUUAUUCCGCCCAUAACUUUGGAGGAUGGAUCGGUUGUUUUUGUUUGUGAGCCAUGCAAUAAACGUUACAAGAAUCGUGGUGGGUUGAUCUACCAUCUCGAUCGCUGCCAAUACCAAUUAGACAAGAAAGAGGAAGAUCCUGUAAUCAUGCACUGCGUUUGUGAUAAGCCAAGCGAAGAUAGUAGAGAGCGGAUUCAAUGCGAUGACUGUAGAGAAUGGCUUCAUCUUGACUGCAUCACCAAACCGACUACGAGUGAAUUUCAUUGUCCACGAUGUGUAACGUCAUAUGAAUUACCUCAACCAGUUGAUGGUCUCAUUUGGAAUCCAGACUUAUCUGAUCCUCAUGGCCAGGUCAUUGCUGCAUGGCGAGAUCCUCAUCACACGCUCACGACAGAAGCUGCAAAUGAAGCGUGGAACAGAUUAAGUGAGGAUACAUAUAGAACCAACGAAAGGCAUACUUUUUCUCAUUUGUCUGCUCCAGACAAUAAUAGUCUCACCCGACAAUUUUCUUUCGUUGACACUCUAUCAGGUACUGGACUAGAUGAUGUUGACUAUGAUGAUACAGACUAUAUGUCUGUUCAGCAACUCAACAACCAACUACCUUCUUCGGCUCUCUCUUGCGAAGAUGAUAACUUGUGGUUUGAAUUUACAAGCUUUGAUGAUGACCAUUUAAGCCCUAUCCACUAA
Phycomyces blakesleeanus NRRL 1555(-) is the source of this 1494-nucleotide messenger RNA. RefSeq lists its product as hypothetical. Bases 1 to 1494 code for a protein of 497 amino acids. Lineage: Eukaryota; Fungi; Mucoromycota; Mucoromycetes; Mucorales; Phycomycetaceae. The record is from RefSeq and is a predicted model, not a curated record. The transcript is spliced from 4 exons.